AUGUUGCCAACGAACAAACUCACAAUUAUCAUAGUCCUCUUGGCAGCACUAUUCUACACAUCACAUGCACAAAACAAUGCCAAGAUCAAUCAAGUAAUAUAUUAUGAUGGAUAUGUGGAUAUAUUGGGAGCCAACUUUGUCAAUAUUACAAAUGUAUCAACAUUCCCUAAUAGUCUUGGACCUCCAGGAGCGUCCCAGCUCAAGUUUAACGUAUUGGAUGCGACAAAGAUCCGAGCAAACUUCACCGAGGACCAAGCCUACGAAGGCAUGAUCAAUGUGACCCAAAAGGGCUUCCUGGCACUAUCCGGCUGGAACCCAAUAUUGGUGCGAAACGUCACAUCGACACCCACCUACGGAGGCAUCAUCACGGUCAAUGGCAACUACUUUGGCACGUCCACCAAGAACACACUGACCUUCUCCGAGUUUGGCGUUUCGCUCGAUCAGACCGGCACCAACAAUGGCACACAGUGCUACUUCAAGUUUGAUGCAGCCUUGGCCGAGUCAUUCUACGCGCCCAACACCACGGUCAACAUCCUGAUUCGAUCAUCGGGCUUCACCACCUUCUUCAUGUUCCAGGCGCCACAUCUGCUCACCAUCAAUGUCACCGAGACUGGCGCAUUGGCCAUCAGCGGUACUAACUUUGGUGCCAACUCAUCCAAGUUGACCCUUGGCUUUGGCGGUCCGACCGUCCACUCCGACACUAUCACAUCAUUCUCCAAUCACACCAGCGCCGUCUUCAACAACGACUAUCCCACCAAAGUUGGCAGAUACAAGGUGCACGUCGAAGUUGAUGGCAACCCAUCCAAUGAGCUUGGAUUGACCCUUUACCCUGUACUCACAUCAGUAUCUAACUUGACAAUAAGGGGUGGCGAUAUAACGAUCAGUGGAAGAUACUUGGAGAUUGCAGGUACAUUCUCCACGGUGGCCGUUGGCAAUAAGAUAUGCGCCAAUCCUCAUAAUGAGUAUUUGAACACUACAUUGUUGGUGUGUACCAUGCCACCCGGCGCAGAAGACUCCACUCCAAUGUCUAUAAUCGUUAGCAUCAAUGGCCUUUCCAAUGUCAACUCUGGUCAGCCACAGACAGUGACCGUCACCUACCAAAACCCGCCUCCCAACAGCUCACCAACACUAACAGCGCCAUCGACCAACAUUCUUGUAUUACUUGUAUUGUUCAUGUUGAGCAUACUAUUCCAUGUAUAA
Acytostelium subglobosum LB1 is the source of this 1200-nucleotide messenger RNA. RefSeq lists its product as hypothetical. The record is from RefSeq and is a predicted model, not a curated record. The transcript has 3 exons. The coding region runs from base 1 to 1200 and encodes 399 amino acids. Lineage: Eukaryota; Evosea; Eumycetozoa; Acytosteliales; Acytosteliaceae.